Molecule: messenger RNA, 3448 nt
Organism: Cheilinus undulatus (humphead wrasse)
Lineage: Eukaryota; Metazoa; Chordata; Actinopteri; Labriformes; Labridae
Product: ubiquitin-conjugating enzyme E2 H-like
Exons: 7
Coding region: 241-792 (183 amino acids)
Biological process (GO): protein polyubiquitination; ubiquitin-dependent protein catabolic process
Cellular component (GO): nucleus
Molecular function (GO): ubiquitin conjugating enzyme activity
Source: RefSeq, a predicted model, not a curated record
GUCAGUGUGGCAGCAGAGUCUUCAGGACAGGACUGAGCUGGUCAGAGAAACGCUGAAGAGCCACCAAGAGGGAGAGGAAGAAAAAGUGGGCGAUGUUGCAGCUAAGACCUUGUUUAUGGACUGUGUGGAAAGGCUGCUGUUGAUACAGUCCACAGGGCUUGUCGCUAUUUCUCAAGCUGAAAGGUUGAGGUAGCCUCAUCGCCGCAGUAUUUUUAGAUCACUUCUGAAAGGAAUACAAAAAUGUCGUCUCCAAGUCCGGGCAAGAGGCGAAUGGAUACCGACGUGGUGAAACUCAUUGAGAGCAAACAUGAGGUCACCAUCCUCAGCGGUCUCAAUGAGUUUGUGGUCAAGUUUCAUGGUCCACCAGGAACGCCGUAUGAAGGAGGAGUGUGGAAGGUCAGAGUAGACCUACCAGAUAAAUACCCCUUUAAAUCACCAUCAAUAGGAUUCAUGAAUAAAAUCUUUCAUCCCAACAUUGAUGAAGCGUCAGGAACUGUGUGUUUAGAUGUCAUUAACCAGACGUGGACGGCUCUCUACGACCUCACCAACAUCUUUGAGUCGUUUCUUCCUCAGCUGCUCGCCUACCCCAACCCCAUCGACCCUCUGAACGGAGACGCAGCGGCCAUGUACCUGCACCGACCGGAGGAUUACAAACACAAGAUCAAAGAGUACAUCCAAAGGUACGCCACAGAGGAGGCUCUAAAGGAACAGGAGGAGGGAGGAGGCGACUCUUCUUCAGAGAGCUCCAUGUCAGACUUUUCGGAGGAUGAGGCUCAGGACAUGGAGUUGUAGUGAAGGGGGACACCCUGACCCCUUUACUUCCCAACAGACUGUCAUGUCCCAAAGAGCAGGAGCUCAGCACUAUAUUCAUAUUUAAGACAAGUUUUUUACAGUGACAUGAGAAUUUUUAUCGCUAUACAAGGAUUUGCAGUAUGAUAUUGCAGAAUAUAAACCUUUACAUAGGAGUUUAUGACCACCUGCCCCUCGCCCUCCUCCUCACUCCUAAAGGAGCCUGUUUGGAUCAGAAAGGAGUGCAUCAUUCAUCCUCAUGGACUGCAGAGGUUAAAUCAUGGCUUUCACAGAAACAAUACUGUUUACACUGAGUUUCCUCAACCAGCGACAACACCCACAUCUCCCUCUCUUUUGUUGUGUUGAACAAACCCCUCAUCACAAGGCUGAAGGAGAACAGCAUGAUUACAAACACUGAUUCAAAAGAGCUAGGGUUUUCUUCAGUUUUUUUUUCUAACUCUCAUGUUUUUGACACUGAGGAGUUGCUGUUACAAUCAUCACUUCUGCUGAGGACCAGAAGGCCACAGUGUGAUCAUGUGAUCAUUGUGUACUGACUGGACUGGACUGCCCUCUGUGCAAACCUGAUGACUCAUCUACACACACGGUCGAACAACAAGUGCAUCCGCCAUGACAUCAGCCAAGUGUGUGUGUGGCUGUGUGAAUCAUAGACUGUUUAUAAAUAUGGACUAUGCAUCUCAGUUUCCUUCCAUGGUACAAAAAUGAAGCCAAAAUAUCUAGAGAUGCACAGACUGGGAAAAUUUGGGCAGAUACUAAUACAAUUUUUUAAAAUUUUGAUUUAGCCAAUGCAGUUUUUUCAUUACUUCUUUUCAUCUAAGACUCCCACAGUGCCAACAUUUUGUUCUGUUACCAUAUUAACAGAUGAGAGUUUGUCCAACAGGGGAAUUCUUACGCCUUAUAAAGAAUAGCACCUUUGUACCAGCAGCUAGGCUAACUAGAUGCUAGUGUUAAACUGAUUGAUUACAAAAAAUAAACAGAGAUAAUUGGUAUCUCUUCAUGCCACAUGGCAAAUGUUUGUCAGCUGAUACCAAUGUAAAAAACUUAAAAAACUUUAAAAGGCAGUGGCAUAUUGUGCUGCUGAUACAGGUUAGAGCCAAGUCUUGCAGAAGUGAUCAAGCGUAUUUCGAUUUAGAGUUUGAAUUAUGUCACAUCUGUUAAUAUAAAGGAGAUGGGGUUGGCUUCAGUCUAUAGCAGCUGCCGCUCUGUCCAUCUUAAUAUACAGUCUAUGGUGUGCAUGAAUGUAAUCCUGAGAGAAUCAUGCUGUUUUGAUGACCUGUGUUGUGCUUAAAAAAGACGGAUCAAUAUUCUCAUCGUUCCUCCCCACCUCUCUCCUCUCCGUUUUAGGAAAGUCUCUGUCAUUCUCUGAGUAUUUUGUAUAUUGUGGCAUGGCACUGAAGUAAAGUUGUGCAGGACUGUGUAGACACGCUGAGGAGGCCAGGUGUCGUCCUUCAGCGAUUAUUCAGAUUCUUGUUGAAUUAUUGAACUUUUGCUUGUGUUCAACUAUAAUAGGUGUCUGACUUGCCUAGGGAUAGUUAGAUUUAUUUUAUUUUGCAGGUGGUGAUUCUUGUCAUGACAUGGUUUAAUUUUUAUACAACAUAUAGUUAAAAGACUGUCCUGUAAAAAUGAGAAUGAAAACAUCUUUGUUGAAUCAAAUCCUCCAAAGACAUGUUGCGCCUCUUCACCCCCCUUCUUAUGCAAAUAUGUCCAUAAAAAUGAUUUAUGUAGUCAGACAGAAGUGCUCUUUGUUUCAGCCAUUCGAUGCUGGUAUAUUUACUGUUUCCUGCUGUCAAUGGCGUGUUGUUUUCCAAAAUGGUGGGACCAAUAUCUAACCGAUCUGCGAGCUCAGAAAUCCUCCUCAGUGUGAAUGUAAGGAUAAAGAUUUUACACUGAGGUAAAAAUAAUAAUAAUAAUAAUAAGAUGGACGGUUUCCUGUCAAGAGUCCAUCUGAUUGUUUCAAAUUAAAGUGUUUCAUCUUUUUGUCCUGUUUACUCCUUACAGGUGUGUGCCUGUUGGUUAGUAGUAACAGUUCACUGUUACAUUUCAUGAUAGUGUACUUCUCUGUAUGGAAACCUGACAACUGUUUUUAACAUGCAGUCAUUGCAUCAAAGGUCAGCUUGUGUUAUUUAAGGAAAAAAGUUUCACUUUACUUUAUCUCCAUCUGAUCGGGCUCUUUCUUCUUGUUAAAAUAAAAAAAUGCAAAUAAUAAUCCCUUUAUAUUUCUUCCAUUGUGUAUUAAAAGAGGGUUUACCUUUGUGUAAAAGAGUUGGUAAAAGUAGUGUCACAGUUUUGACAUGGCAUGAAAAUGUUUCAUUAUAUAGCCUAGUUAUAAUGGCUUAAAUUAGCCUCGGUAACCAAAUCUUUGUUGGUGUAGGUCUUAGGACUACAUGAUGUCACAGUUAACAUAGUCGUUAAAAUAACAAACCACUGUCCAGCCUUGUUAUUUGUCCUGCUCUGAAAUCAUCAUUGUAUAAUGUAUUUUUUAUUGAUGAGACAUAUAUUUGAUGCCUAUUGACUGUUUUUAAUUUGUCUUUUAAGCCCUGUGACCAGGAUACGAGUCAAGAUAACCCUGAUUUUUAAAAUGCAAAAAAUGAAUAAAUGUGCUUCCCUUGUAACUUGAAGAAAGAAAUAAAGAAGAAAAAUG